Orussus abietinus is the source of this 4815-nucleotide messenger RNA. RefSeq names its product protein giant-lens (gene aos). The transcript is spliced from 4 exons. NCBI's taxonomy places the organism in Eukaryota, Metazoa, Arthropoda, Insecta, Hymenoptera, Orussidae. The coding region runs from base 1823 to 2731 and encodes 302 amino acids. The record is from RefSeq and is a predicted model, not a curated record.
UGUACUCCGUGGGCGCCAUUCUACGCUCGACCCUCACCCACUACUCGGCACGAGUUGCUCGAGUCACGGCAGAGUCAUCCGAAGGGAGACAUUGGAUCACAGCCGGGCAAAGAUCAUCGUCGACGGAAGUUGGUCGAGUCAGCUGCGGAGUUGGGCAUUGUCAGUUGUUGACUCAAGGUUCUACGUCUCGGGGAGUUGAGGAGUGCGACUCGGAGAGGAAUAAUCGAAGAGUGCGAAGAUCUGAAGAGGAAGAAUUGAAGAGUACGACCGGAAGAGGGCAACUCGAAGAGGCCAGAGUCCUGGGAACCGCUCAGAAGAGCUCGGGCAUCAUCAGGAUCAGGUCUCGGAGAAGCCGAGGUCCUCGAAGAAGGUGUCAGGAGGAAACAGGUGGACCAGGGCGUGAUUUGCGAGCUGCCUUCCUGUUUUAUCAAACGACCAGCAGAGGCCCCAACAACUUUUUGAGUCCCCAGUGGGAACUUUUAGCAUCCGGAGGAACGCAUCGCCGAUUAACGCUCGGAGGAAGGAUCUGGACCGGCAGCAUCCGCUGAAGAGUUCACGAGGGUCCUUUUCCUGGUUCACGGAGAGUGGAAGUCGGGAAGGAACGCUCCUUCCGGCCGAAGAUGGACUUCAAGUGAAGCGGGGAAACGACAAGAAUCCCUAAACCUGCCCCACUAGACGGAAGUGGCACACCGAGAACUCGGUGGACUCUGAUCUCCUAGUCACUCCGUUGGUCCUGGUGUUCUCUCCCUCUCUCUCUGUUGCCUUUCUGCGGAUCCGGUGUUAUGUGAUACAUACGAGAUAUGCGGUGCAAACGCCGUUAGGCACCAACAGCGGACAGAGUCGCCGUCCGUCACCCAGGUGAUUGGCUACUCUGGGUUCUCCUCUUUCUCUCUCUUCCUUGUCUUUCCUCUCGCCUUCCGGCACACGUUGGAUCACCUCUGUACCCGAGGUUCGACUCCGUAUCAACGAAUUUCGGUCCAACGUGAACUUCAUCUCUGGAAUUGGAUCAGUGGUCUCAUCUGGUGCAACGUUUCGAUUUUACUGCUGGACAAAUCAUCAAAAUCUCUGAUAUCUUGGAGUAGUGCCAGGCAGGGAUCAUUCGAAUAGUCUGAUCCGCCUCAGCAUCCAGAUUUUGCUGCUGGACCAAAUCAUCAAAUCACUGAUAUCUCGGAGUAGUGCCAGGCAGGGAUCUUUCGAAUAGUCUGACCCGUCUCAGUAUCCAGACUUUGCUGCUGGACCAAAUCAUCGGAGUAGUGCCAGGCAGGGAUCAUUCGAAUAGUCUGAUCCACCUCAGCAUCCAGAUUUUGCUGCUGGACCAAAUCAUCAGAGUGGUGCCAGGCAGGGAUCAUUAUAAUAGUCUGAUCCGUCUCAGCAUCCAGAUUUUGCUGCUGGACCAAAUCAUCAAAUCUCUGCUAUCUCAACGUGGUGCCAGGCAAGGAUCAUUCUAAUAGUCUGACCCGUCUCAGCAUCCAAAUUUUGCAGCUGGACCAAGUCAUCAAACCUCUGCUAUCUCGGAGUGGUGCCAGGCAGGGAUCAUUCGAAUAGUUUGAUCCACCUCAGCAUCCAGAUUUUGCUGCUGGACCAAAUCAUCAAACCUCUGCUAUCUCGGAGUGGUGCCAGGCAGGGAUCAUUCGAAUAGUCUGACCCUUCUCAGCAUCCAGAUUUUGCUGCUGGACCAAAUCAUCAAAUCUCUGAUAUCUCGGAGUGGUGCCACGCAGGGAUCAUUCGAAUAGUCUGCCCCUUCUCAGCAUCCAGAUUUUUCUGCUGGACCAGUCUCCCAAAAUCUGCGCUAUAUCCUGAUAGUGCCAGACAGGGAAUCAUCAUGACCAGGAAGGAUGAUUGCGCCGUAAGGCGGUUUUGGAGCACUUUGUACUUCCUUCUUGCGAGCUGUUGCCUCGCUGCAAGGGCUAGUCUUCUCGGCGUGGAGUUGGAUGACGCUGGAGAGGAGUUCCUGAACGAGUACCUGUCUCUUGAAGAGAGCAGGUACCUCGCGGAGCUCCAGGAGUUCCAGGACGCCGCCAUCGAGAUCGACCUCAUCGACGGGAAGAAACAUCGCAGGCCUCAUCAGGAGCCUCGAGUCCUCUACCAGAUUGGGGACAGCGAGGAGGAACUGCCGGAGUGCUCCGACAGGAGCGAAGUGUGCAGCAAGGUGGACCUUUACGGAGCGCCCUGGGUCGAGAGGCAGUGCCGGUGUCCUGGGGGUCGCACUUGCCCCAGCAGCCUCCACGCUGAUGACGGGCACACGAUCGUCGACAAGACGCGCCAGUACAAACUCUGCGAGCCCGUUAAACGACUACCGAUCUGCCGGUACUUCAAGGACGUCACGUGGACGCUGGCGCCCGGAGGUGGGCCGGCCAAUGCAACUGUGCAGCGGGUGCACUGCAGGUGCAGGCCAGGUAGCGUGCCGUACCUGGUGCGCAGACAACCCCAUCGUUCGCCCGAGGGGAAUCCCGGUUUCGUUUAUGCUUUCGCCUGUUCACCCCAGAGCAGGCUACGGUGUCAGCACAAGGAGCCCUGCCGACUGUUCACGGUGCGGAAGAGGCGCAGCUCGCAGCUGGAGGAGGUGAACGCCUCGCCGCUUUGCCAGUGCCCGAAGGGCCACCGAUGCCCCAGGAGGCACACGGACCCCGGCUCCUUGCCGGCGAGGUCCUACUCCGGGGUCCUGGAGAUCAAGACCUACAGCGGCUACUGCGUGCCCGCCCACCACCCCGAGCCCGUCUACACGCUCUGAGGCUCUGUGUGCUGCGAAGGGGCGACAAAGUUGCGCCGACCACGAGGAGGUGAAGUUGCACCGACCACGAAGAGGCGAUGUUGCACCGACCACGAAGAGACAACGAAAUUUCGCCGACCACGAGAAGACUAUAAAGUUGCGCCUACCGCGAAAAGCCGACAAAGUUGCGCCGACCACGAAAAGGUGGAAAAUUGCGCCGACCACGAAAAGGUGGAAAAUUGCGCCGACCGCGAAAAGGUAGAAAAUUGCGCCGACCACAAAGAGGCGACAAAGUUGCGCCGACCACGAAGAGGCGAUGAUGCACCCACCACGAAGAGGCGAUGUUGCACCGACCACGAAGAGACAACGAAAUUUCGCCGACCACGAGAAGACUAUAAAGUUGCGCCGACCACGAAAAGCCAAUAAAGUUGCGCCGACCACAAAGAGGCGACAAAGUUGCGCCGACCAGGAAGAGGCGAUGUUGUACCGACCAUGAAGAGACAACGAAAUUUCGCCGACCACGAGAAGACUAUAAAGUUGGGCCGACCACGAAAAGCCGACAAAGUUGCGCUGACCACGAAAAGGUGGAAAAUUGCGCCGACCGCGAAAAGGUAGAACAUUGCGCCGACCACGAAGAGGCGAUAAAGUUGCGCCGACUAAGAAGAGGCAAUGUUGCACCGACCAAGAAGAGGCGACAAAGUUGCGCCGACAACGAAAAGGCGACAAAGUUGCGUCGACCACGAAGAGGCGAUAAAGUUGCACCGACCACGAAGAGACGACGAAGUUGCGUCGACCACGAAGAGGCGAUAAAGUUGCGCCGAUCAGGAAGAAGCGACAAAGUUGCGCCGACCACGAGAAGGCGAAAAAAUUGCGCGGAUCACGAAAAGACAACGAAAUUGCACCGACCAUAAAGAGGUGAAGAAAUUGCGUCGACCACGAAAAGGCGGAAAAGAUGUGCCGACCAAAAAGAAUGGCUGAAGUUGCACCGACCACAAAGAAGCGGAGAAGUUGCACCAACCACAAACAGGCGAAGAAGUUGCACCGACCACGAGGAGUCGAAGAAGUUGCGCAAACCCCUAGAGGGCGUAAAAAUUGCGCCGACCAAGAACUCUUCGGACCGGAAGUGUUUCCACCUUGCGACCCCUUAAAAACUCAACGUGUAACUCCCAAAGGACCUUUGUGACGACCGAAAAAUCCCUCCCUAGGUGUACGACCACCUUCUAGGACCUUGCAAUCCCAUUAUUCCUCCGAAACUGCAAAAAAGUACACAGUAAUUUGUGCGGUUAGGACGCCGAUCGUCGAUUUACGACGAGAGGUUAGGACGCGAGUCGCAGUCGUUGCGACCUCGAGUAACUCUAUCCAUCGCCACGUGGAGGCGCUGAGAUCGAGCUCUAGAGAUAGGUUAACGUGUCUUCUAACUUUUCUCCAUUUUUCUAUUAACGAGGACGGAAGUUUUAGCGAGGUUGCGUCAACCUCCCGAUAGAUGGCGUCGGGGUGGACGAACCUUAAGGGGGCGCAUUCGCGUUUUUUAUGGACUAGAGUCAUUUUAGACUCGCCUUGUUAAUAAAUUCCCAUCGAAGGGCCUUAUAACGUUGUAAUUCCUGAUUUCUGGAAGAACUCUGUCUGAUCGACCUCGAGCAGGACGAACUGGGUAUACCUUGAAGAGCUCUAUGUUACCGACCUCGCUGGUCUGUACGGUAGAGGUCUCCACCUUCCCUCGAUGCGCGUUCAGACAUUUACCGACAUUAACGAUUCGUUAUUUUUUCCUUCGGUCCUCAGUUCAUGUCUCGGGUUUAUUAAAUAACCUUAAAAUUGUGUUAAUCAGAUCAAUUUGUGCCGAAAUAUUGACCGAACCUUCUAGGUUAGGGAACAUCUCCUUGGAAGAGGAAAACAGAUUUAAAUAAUUAUUUAAACGAAUUAAAGUUAAAUGAAUCUCUGGCGAUAUUGGAUCUUGGUCGAAGACGAAAGACCCACCGACAUGAGUUGAGGGUUAAGGCGAUGUGAAAAAGUCUUUGAGAUAAUUUAAGGUCCUUUAAGGUGAUAUGAAAGUGUCAUAUCAUACCAAAAAAUUGUAAUAUUAAUAAAACUUUUCUUCAAACUGGAUG